Molecule: messenger RNA, 1035 nt
Organism: Aspergillus wentii DTO 134E9
Lineage: Eukaryota; Fungi; Ascomycota; Eurotiomycetes; Eurotiales; Aspergillaceae
Product: amidohydrolase family protein
Exons: 4
Coding region: 1-1035 (344 amino acids)
Biological process (GO): secondary metabolic process
Cellular component (GO): cytoplasm; cytosol
Molecular function (GO): carboxy-lyase activity; hydrolase activity
Source: RefSeq, a predicted model, not a curated record
AUGAGUGACCACGCAGCAGACUGGAUUCAGGACAAGGCUUUUGGCUGGCCUGACCAGCCGGCCGUCAAUAAGAUCGAUACACACCAUCAUUUUGUUCCGCAGUUCUACAGUGCAGCGGUUGAACAGGCUGGUGGAGAUCCAAGUGGUUGGCCAACUCCAAGUUGGUCUCCUCUUAGCACUGAACUCAUCAUGAACCGACUCGGUGUUCAAACUGCCAUUCUUUCUAUUACUGCUCCUGGAGCUUGUAUUCUGAAAGGACAGGCUUCAUUCGACUUAGCCCGCAAGAUGAACGAAUACGCCGCAGAACUGCGUGAUAAAAAUCCUCAAAAGUUUGGCUUCUUUGCCUCUCUACCCAGUCUGUUGGAUACCGACGCCGCUCUUGCAGAACUCAACUACGCCAUGGACACUCUUCAUGCAGACGGCGUCGUUCUCUUCACCCGCUAUGGCGAUAACAACACCUACCUAGGCCAUGAAGCCAUCGAGCCUAUCUGGGCAGAGCUGAAUCGGCGAAAGACCGUUGUUUUCGUGCAUCCCACUCAUCCUGUAGACACAAACAAGGUGAAUUCGCGACUGCCCCAGCCGUCGAUCGACUAUCCACACGAAACCACCCGGACAGCCAUGGACAUGAUCACAUCCAGAACCAGAGCGAAAUACCCAGACUGCAAAGUCAUCUUGUCCCACGCAGGAGGCACAUUGCCCUACAUCAUCAGCCGGUCGGUGAUCCCUCUCAGCAAGACCCCGGAUAUCGCUGCGUCUCGCAGAAUGGGAACCACGCAUGACGAGGCUGUCGCUGCUUUCCGUAGCUUCCAUUAUGAUCUGGCAUUGUCCGCCUCUCCUCAGGUGCUCGAUCUGCUUCUCAAAGUUGUUCCUCACGAUCAGAUCCUAUACGGGAGUGACUUUCCAUAUGCCCCUCCGCCGGCGUAUCCGGCGUUUUUGGAGUCCCUUGAGAAGUACGACAUGGAUCAGAAUCUGAGAAAUAAGAUCAACUUUGGGAACGCUCGAAAGUUGUUUCCAAGGCUUGCACAGGGCAAGUAG